GCGAAGAUCCUGACCGACUCAGCUCCGGUCCGUGACUCAAGAAGGGGCCGCUAGAGCCCUAUCGAUGGAGUCCCUUCACGCUGGCACCCUCUCAUUCGUCCACUCGGUCAUGGCCGGCAGGGAUCCCAUGCCCCGGGUAGGGCCAGUGCAGUUUUGAUAGGCUCAUGGGCCGGCUUCCAGACGUGCUCGGAACGAGCUGAGCUGGGGGGAAGUGGUACAUAAAUAUCCUCGUUUCCUCCGUCGAUCUUGGGUUCCUCCUCGUGAUUUCGUCUUAUUCCACUCCUCUUCUCUACACAGUAUACCACUUCACCAGACAUGGACAACUACAACCAGACUUCCACCCAACCAACCUUCCACUACCACCCACACACCCUCAAACGGGCCCUUUCUCAAUCCACCACAUCCUCCACCUCAUCCACGACCACAACUCCAUCUUCUCCCAAUACCCACGGUUCAAAGACAAAACCCCGCAAAGCAAGCCGUCUCUCCAGCGUGAAAGACUUUCUUCACUCGCGUUCCAACUCUCCAACUCCUUCAGACUGCUCCUCUCCAGUCCCCACCUUCGACAUCCCUCGAAGCAUUCCUUCCAACUCUGAUCAUCGCUCAACAAGCCCUACCGCCAUGUCUCACAGAGUCUCCUCUGAUGGCGACAGCCACAGCGCAAGCCACAAGCGCUCAACCUCCUCCGCAUAUGCCCGCAGAAGCGGCGAUGACUACCGCCGCUACAGCGGGACUGUCAACCAUUACGGUCGUCACUCGAACGACUGGUUGUUCGGUGGCUUUAGUCUGCGGGAUACAGUCCGAGGUGGAGUUGAUCGAUUGAGACAUCACUCCAAGGGCUGAGUUCGGAUACUACACUGUCAAUACAUUAUUGACUGGAUUAUACUUUGGGUGGUUCUCAUAGACAAUGUCUGUCAUGAACCUGGCCGUUUACCGCGUGGGUUCGGUAACUUGGAGUUU
Aspergillus sclerotioniger CBS 115572 is the source of this 960-nucleotide messenger RNA. RefSeq lists its product as uncharacterized. The transcript has a single exon. NCBI's taxonomy places the organism in Eukaryota, Fungi, Ascomycota, Eurotiomycetes, Eurotiales, Aspergillaceae. Bases 316 to 843 code for a protein of 175 amino acids. The record is from RefSeq and is a predicted model, not a curated record.